Molecule: messenger RNA, 5521 nt
Organism: Ornithodoros turicata
Lineage: Eukaryota; Metazoa; Arthropoda; Arachnida; Ixodida; Argasidae
Exons: 5
Coding region: 322-1350 (342 amino acids)
Source: RefSeq, a predicted model, not a curated record
UCAAACAUCCGCCAUUUUUGUUUGAAAUCUUUUGACAGGUUGUGCGUGAUGCACGAAAACAAUAACAAACCACGCAGUGGGAUGAAAACUCGGUAUCAUCUUGAAAUCACCAUGCGUAUCAUCCGAAAAGUGGGCUAAGCUAGUUGAACGCUGUGAAACAAUACCCUUAACGGAGACGCUAUGUUUCGUAGCUACGCAUUCAACACUACACUUGUAGCUCGUGUAUGGUAAUAUUUGUUCACACGGUAAGAGAAACCAUACACAUGACAGUCCGUGAACGCUGUCAAGGUGUUCAAGCUCUGUGUGAUCCAUUCAAGUACGAUGGAGGCCGACGGAGGGCUCCGUGUGGACACUUCCAGCAUCUUCCUCGACGUUUUCGGAACUCGAAGCGAAUUUUCCACAUUCGAAGAGUUCAGUGGUUUGUUUGUAAAGUUCGAGAAGAAAUCCAGGUACAUAUUCCGUGUGAAAAAUUCCAGCAGCGUGGAAGCAGAAAACAGACGACGAAAGGACAAGAUUGACAGCGCUAUCAAAUACUCGGGACUUGUCUUGUGUUGUGUCAACUGCGGGGACGCCAACAAGACACUCAAGAAACUGCAAGAAGGGGACGCGAGACAACUCUGCGAUGCUCACAUCUACUUGAGAUAUCGUUCAUCGUCGCGCAAGCUGGCCAUCAUAUCAUCUUCAUUUGUGCAUAAUCAUCCUAUGCAGCAAGGAACUGGCUGCUUCCAUAGAAAACGGUCUGUGACUGAACGCAUUGGGAAACCUCGCGACGGACGUCGCAAAUUCGUCAAGACAGCUGACAACACUGUUAAUCCCCUGCCUUUACUUCGAGACGGGUCGGAUUGUUUCCCGAGGCCUCCGAGCGAACUCACCAUCACUCCUCUGGGGAACUGCAACAGCGCAAGGGUGCCGUUAAUCCCUCCUCAGAUCGACGCGCAAAAAAAAGGAGGGCUGUCGUCACCCCCGGUGACCUGUAUGGGUAACAACCCCCCAGCUCGGGGUCAGGUCCACGUCUCUCCGCCGAACGAAGCGGGUGAUAUAAAAGAAGAGGUGGAUGAGCACCCAAACAUGCUGGAACCGGAGUGCAUACUCCAGUGCUACGAGGACGAUGCAAGCGAACACGCCACGGACUUGUCUCUCAAGCCCAAGCACAACGAACCGCCGUCGAACGGUGGUCUCGAGGUGGACAUGGAAUACGUGGUCACGUGGAAAGAGCUGGAACCCCUGUUCCGCUUCUGCAGCCGCUGCGGAUCGCCCGUGGAACGAACGCGGUACUCCCUGCACGGGGUACUCAGUGUGUCGGCCAUUUGCAGCAAAGGCCACGGGGUCUUUUGGACUUCCAAGGUGUGAGGAUUCCCAGUCUGACGUGGGGAGUGUAAAGCACUCAGUUGGGCUUGGAUAUUCCGUGUCCUUCUUUUUUUUAUUAUCGUGCUUUCAGUUUAGAAAGUAAAUGCAAUUGUAGCUUGCUUCUGCACAGUGCAGUUACAUACUCAGUAUAGUGCCUGAUACUCAUCAUCAGAGUCCCUAGCCUUCCGCGGUGGCAAAUCAACGUAUAUCCGCAGAUUGGAUUUACGAAUCCGCGGGAUUCCGUAGAUAAGGAAAAGCAAAAACAAAAAAAUGUUGCAACAUUCACCCCAAGAUAGCUUACCGACUAGUCCCACACGCUUUCCCAGCCUUUCGUAACUUUUCAGUGAAAAAAAAAAAAAAAAACUCAACCCCGACAAUUUCUUUUCUCCGGGUGUUCCUGUCGUUAAAUUUUCUGUCGCGGCAUGCUCGGCCAUGCAGGCGUCCAGUAUCAGUCGCGAUUGAUCUUGGUUUUAAUCCAAGAAAAUGUCUCGGAUAGAUUGAAAUCCUUACAUAUUCUGUAAUACAUCUAAUAUUCUGCAAAAAACACACGAUCCUGAGGAAAACAUGAGGCUCUGCAAGACGUGGCCAAUUCCACGAAAUUUCGCAGAAAGCUAGGGGCUCUGCUCAUUAUAGUGUUUGAAAUGAGAUUGAAAAUUUUGAGUUGUGUCAGUUCUUCCAUGCAAACAAGACAUUGUACACACGUGUGUUAGGGUCUCACCCGUACCUUGAAACAGAGAAUUAUGAAGAAAAUUUGCUGAAAUAUUGCCGAUCAAUAAGCUGCACCAGUUGAAAAAUCGUCUGGCAUUUUGGGCAAGGACUGCAAAUAUUUUCCAGCUAUUCUCACCAGACGUACCCACGGACGAGUGGUUCCAUUUAAUACGCGUAAAAUGUUGUGUUUUCCCCUGUGUAAUCGCUGCAUCCCUUGCGUUCACCUAAAAAAAACAAAAAAAAACAACCGUUGCCAUGGUACUAUUUGAGUUGAGCUGAGAAUAGCACAUUCUAAUGCACGUUGUUGGGAGCGAAAUAACCAUUUCUGCACUCCCUGCAGCCUUAAGAGGACCUUCAAAGUACUGAAAUGCAAAAUUUGAGUAGACUGAUAUCUCAGCACCUGCAGCCAAGAAAAAGAAAUCGAAGUUGUCUCUGAAUUGUUGUUUAGAGUACUCCCUGAUUUUUACCUGUUGGAUGAAGUUAAAAAAAAAAAAAAAGACUGAACCCAAAGAUCGCAGCUCAGUCACACAUUUCGAGUGGAUACAUAUUUCUUUUUGUACAGUAAACAACAACAACAACAACAAAGAAGAGUAGUUAUGGUAAUUUUACCUUAGCCUGCUCAUAUAGGUUGUUCUUAGGUACAUGAGCUUUACUAGUUCAAAGAAUCUGCAUCCCAAUGAAAGCAGUAGAAGAUAAGCACGCACACAUGAUUUUGAUAUGAUUUCACGAAUGAUACGUUACGGUUAAGAAAUGCUACACAUAUUAAUCAAGCAUUCUAGUGCUCCCUACGAUAUUUCCACAUUUAAAGUUCCAGCAUUUCAAAAUUUCAAUUACAUCACAAAAUCUUAUUUUGUGGACAGGGUGCCUUAGGACAUUCAGUAAAUAUGCAACAAUCGGCGACGGGAUGGCAUUAUACAGGGUGCUCUUCUUAAUUGCACUAGAUAAAAAGAUAAUAAUAAUUGCGUGCAAUUUUGUCGUUAGCUUACGUGACUUGGUGGCCAUUAGGAAUAAGGUUGCUUGUGUAGCGAGGUGGCUAAUUAACAGAUAUUUUCAUUAGCUUUUUAAUUAGAUGCUUUCAUGGAAAUAUGAUAUGUAGUAGAAUUGGAGGCAGUCAUCAUUUGAAAAACGUCUGUUUCUUUAAAGUCCUGAAACGUGUGCGCACAUUGAGAUAUCCAGUGCCAAGUUUUGCUAUGCAAAUGAGCCGAAACUGUAGGAAAGCGCGCCUGAGCCACAAGGAGAGCAGCGUUCAUUCCACGUCCUUUGUUUGCGCCCCAGAGAAGCUUAUAGGCCUAGGUUGAACCUUUUCCCGCGCCUGUGAUGUGUGCGAUUUCAGUUUCAGCUCGUUUGCAUAGCAAAAUUUGGCAACGGAUAUUUCGUGUGUGCACAUAUCAGCAUCUUAAAGAAACAGAGUCGCUUUAAAUAAUGACUGCCUCCAACUUUGCUACCUCGCAUCUAAUUAAAAAAAGCUAAUUAAAGUAUCUCGGUUAAUUAGCCAUCCCACUACACAAGCAACCUUAUGCCUAAUGGCUGCCAAGUCAUGUAAGCUAAUGACAAAAUUGGAAGUGUUUUUUAUGUGCAAUUCUUCUAUUUUUGAAAAUUUGGUGCAGCUAAAGAAAAAAAAAGAAAGCCAUCAACCGAAAUGCGACCCAAACUUCAUUCGCUUUCGCUUUGCUAGGACAAAUGUUUGAACAAAGUGCUAGACAAUACGCUGUGUUCCUCUAGUUUUAAAUUGUUUUGAAGUGUAGCACAAAAUGCAUUGUUGUACAUGCCCGAUGUGCUAUGUUACAUGUGCCAAUAUGUGUAGUGACCCUGUAUCGCUUCAGGUACAUUCCUAAGCAGGAUGCUUUGGGAUCAGAGCACAAUUUUUCUAUUUUUCAAACUUGUGUAAUGUAGAUAGGUUUUGCAAAAGCUAGCAAACAUUGUUCCGCAACUGCAAGUCUGUUUCUAAUGCUCAACACAAUUUACAGACACUUUCAAGGUAGUUUUCGUGAAAGCGACAGUCUGCGCACAAAUGAGCUAAACAAACGCUGCUGUCUCAUCCUGAAUUUGUAGCCAAUUAUACAUAAUUGAGUUUUACAGCCAGCACUUUCACUGCUGAGACAUCGCCGUAAGUAAUAUCUGGUCUCUGUCGUGCCAAGCAAUGGAGGCGUCAACUGGCAGAACUCGAUUAGAUUUUGCUGUGGCUGGAUGAAAUUUUGAAUUUGGCAUCUACACGUAACUCGAAUGUAUGUCCCCGUUUCCUGUGACAGAACGCUUACAAAUGUCACGACCUUUAAGUGAAAUGUACCUGCGCAAGUUCAACGAUCUAUGCAGAUAACACGUGAGGCAGGCACGUGAACCCCACACGCUUACGUGUUACUGUAAAUACUCUUAUCCAGUGUGGGAUUAUGUCGCGCGUUUCGAUUCACUUUAGUUUCACCAAGUCGCCAAGCGGAUACUCACGUGCACGCACGCCAUCUAGAUGUCAUUUAUCUCUGCACCUUUUAGCUGAACAACUGAACAAACAAAGGAAUAGUUUGUGAGACACAGUCACACCCUCACCAGUGUCUCGGGUCGUAGUGAAAGAGUUUCUGACUGUGGUACCUUCCACUGUUUCUCUUAAUUGGAGCACCUCAGUACGUGCAUUUGCUUGCCACCAAUGCAAGCGUAACAAAGGCUUUGCGAAUCAUCGUAUGUUCACUUCGAAUCGAAUAGAGGACACAAAUUAGAUACAAGCGGUGCCAAUUAGUUGUUAAUAUAAUUAAGCGACGAUAUUUAAUCGUCAGUGUCGACUCGUUGCUAAAUCAGUGACGGUAGGAGGUGAGCAAAAUGCGACGUUGAGAUGAGAUGUAAAUUUUGAACACGAAUGCUGUUGUUGCUGUCGACGUACACAUAGGUUAGUGUCCCAAAGUCUUCCUGUUGGAGUUAACUACAGCGGAUGUUGCUGUUGAAGCUCAAAGCCGAAAAACAAACAUUGUGAGGCAACAAAACGAGGCAAGCCACUUCCAUUUGCGCCCCUGAAUGUACAAAUUGAAGAACGGCCUGUAACAAGGCCAGAAUAAUGGGCAUUAUUUACACACAUUGUUGUUGUUUUUUGAGAUUCGUUACGUUAAUCACCCUUCAUUCUCUGUUGAUUCAGUGUGAAUAACUCAUCUUUCAUAUUUCGUUUCCUCGUAACCUCAUUAUAGUAGUUGUUGCACAUUUUAUGAAUUUGCACCCCCACCCCAUUUUGAUACCAAUUGUAUUUUACGAUACAUAUACACAACACCUUGUACACUCCGUUACUACGAUACCAUGUAAGUGUCAUUAGGUUGCGAAGACACGAAAUAGUUAUAGUAGACCCACAGCUGCUGACUUCGCCAAAUGAUGUUUAUAGAGACCGAUUACUAUGUAUAUCUAGUAUGAAAUACUCCAUUUUUUUUGUUACAGUGGUAUUGUACCACGUAAACCAUGCAAAUGCAAUAAAGAAUCUCGUGUUUCUUUUCCA